UUGAGAAUUCUGCAAAACUUUUCCAUAGGUGAGAUUGGAAUUGGACCUCUCCUUCAUCAACUGAGAAAACUCGGCAAAAUCCACUGAAAAAUUCUGCAAAACUUGUCCAUAGGAGAGAUUGGAAUUCAUCAACAAUGGAAGCCUUCAAAAAAUACUCUCCCUUCGUCGUCCACACAGACGGCACUGUCGAGCGCAUCAAAGACACCGAAAUCUUGCAGCCCUCUCCCUUCUCCGACGCCGGAGUCACCUCCAAAGAUGUCGACAUCUCUCCCAAUGUAUCUGUCCGCCUCUACAUCCCUCACUCGGCCCUUUCCUCUACCACAAAACUCACAACUCUAGUCUACUUCCAUGGAGGAGGUUUUGUCGCAGAGUCGCCCUUCUCCCCAAUCUUCCACACCUACCAGGACGCACUCUCCGCAAAGGCAGGGGCAAUCAUCAUCUCUGUGAAUUACCGUCUCGCCCCCGAGCACCCGCUCCCAGCUGCCUAUGACGAUUCGUGGGAGGCUGUCGAGUGGACUGUCGGUCUGUCUGACGAGUGGCUGAGGGACCAUGCCGACCUAGACCGCCUGUUCUUAGCUGGGGACAGCGCCGGGGGCAAUAUCGUGCAUCAGAUGGGGAUGAGGGCAGGCAAACCCGCAUCGAAGGUGAGAUUGCGUGGGUUAGUAUUAGUGCAUCCAUUUUUCUGGGGACCAAACUUGGGUGACACAGAGAAAGAACACAAAGAGCUGGUGGAGAGGAUGUGGAAGAUGGCUAGCCCCCCAGUUGUUGGUAUUAUGCAGUGUCACUGGGUUAAUUGGCAGGCGGAGGACGCGACGCCAUUGUCAAAGCUCGGCUGUCGGCAGGUGAUGGUAUGUGUCGCAGAGCUGGAUUUUUUGAAGAAGAAGGGAAGGGAGUAUUAUGAGGCAUUGAAGGAGAUCGGGUGGGAGGGGAGGGUGCAGUUUGUGGAGACUGAAGGGGAGGGUCAUGGGUUUCACUUGAUUAAGCCCGACUGUGAGAAGGCCCGGGUGUUCAUGGAUCAGCUCGUCUCCUUCCUUAAUCACGUCUAGCUAGGUGUUACCCAUCUUUUUUUCUCUACUGGUUUCUUUCUUUUCAAGUUUGCCUGCACACACUCUCUCUAAAUUAGACCUCUAAUGGGUUUGUUUCUUGUUCAAGUUUGCCUAUUCUCUCUCCAUAUGUAUAUGUAGAAUUUUCAGUAAAAGAAAUAGAGUGACAAGAGAACGAAUAGGAAUUAACAAAACUUAUACGUAGUUCAUUUAUAGCAGCAAGAUAUUAAGUUUCUAAAGUUAUUUCACUUCUCUCUCUCAAUUAGAUCUUUACUGGGUCGGUUU
Molecule: messenger RNA, 1328 nt
Organism: Amborella trichopoda
Lineage: Eukaryota; Viridiplantae; Streptophyta; Magnoliopsida; Amborellales; Amborellaceae
Source: RefSeq, a predicted model, not a curated record